CGCCCAGGCCCGGACGAGGGGACACUGCGCCUGCGCACCACGCCGCGACCCCGGGGCGUGAGGGGGUUUCGCGCCUGCGCACAGGAUCAGACAGUGGCGCUAAACGGACCCGGGGCCCGGCGCUCCCCGCCCGGGGGUAUAUCUCCAUGAAUAAUUUAAAUGACCCUCCCAAUUGGAAUAUCCGGCCUAAUUCCAGGGCUGAUGGGGGUGAUGGAAGCAGAUGGAAUUAUGCCUUGUUGGUUCCAAUGCUGGGAUUGGCUGCUUUUCGUUGGAUUUGGUCUAGGGAGUCCCAGAAAGAAAUAGAAAAAGAAAGAGAAGCGUACCGUCAGAGAACGGCUGCUUUCCAGCGGGAUCUUGAAGCGAAGUACCACGCCGUGAUCUCAGAAAACCGGCGUGCGGUUGCUCACUUGUCUUUGGAACUUGAAAAAGAACAAAACAGAACAACUAGUUACCGAGAAGCCCUUAUCUCUCAGGGGCGCAAGUUGGUAGAAGAAAAGAAGCUUCUGGAACAGGAGCGGGCUCGGGUCAUGCAAGAAAAGAGACAGCUGCAGCCCUUGAGAAGCACAUACCUGAGCUUCCUGGAAAAGGAAGAAGACUGGCAGAGGAGGGCCAGGCUUGCGCUGAGAGAGUUUGAAGAUGCUCUUACGGAAAGACAGAGCAUCUACUGCAGCCUGCUCCUCCCUCGCAGCAGGCGGCUGGAAAUAGAGAAGAGGUUACUGGUCCGGGCAUCCGCUGACCCAGUUGCCGCCGAGCUGCACAUGGCAGCCGGCUUGACCGACAUAUUUAAGCACGACACAUACUGUGGCGAUGUCUGGAAUACUGACAGACGCCAGAAUGGGAGACUCAUGUGGUUGUAUCUCAAAUACUGGGAACUGAUUGUUGAACUGAAGAAGUACAAGGCGGUCGAGAAAGCCAUACUAGAGAAGUAGGGCAGGAGUGAGGCGUGCCUCUUCACCGCGCUGCGGCAUUUCGGGGUAUCAUUUUCUGGUUUCCUUCUGCUACGUGCGCGUGUAGCACUGUUGACCGAGUGUUCUUCCACUCCCACCACCCUCUGAGCGGGACACAGGGUCCCGCUUCCUUGAUGCUUUUCAGCUCUUAAAGAUGCAGUUUCUCAGGAGGAUUUUUUUUAAGCUGUAAUAUUUUAUUAGGCUGAACAGUGUAACCUCAUAUCUGCGCUAUAGGGUAAGAUUGUUUUUAAGAAAGUCAAAUACAGUACUGAUUCUCAGUAGUGUUCUGUCUGUUUUUAUCACUCCGUAAAUAAAUUGUUUUCUCCUCCAAUUUCCUCUUUCCUAGAAUUAUAAAUAAAAGUUGUCAGGUAACAGAACUGCCUAAUGAUGAUGACAGAAAACAGUCAUAUUAUUGAGGAUUCAUGCUAUUGUGAGGGUCUCUCCCACCAAAGGGAAAGAAAGUGUUUCCUGUAUUCAGUUGAUAACCUUGGUAUGUGUUUUGCAUCUGGCUUGUGUCCAUGUUCAGUUAGCACAUGCUAUGUAUUUGCAAUGACAUCUAAUAAAAACACUUGCCAUAUAAAAGCAACAA
Neofelis nebulosa (Clouded leopard) is the source of this 1536-nucleotide messenger RNA. It is a transcript of the gene CCDC127, whose product is annotated as coiled-coil domain containing 127. The coding region runs from base 147 to 929 and encodes 260 amino acids. Lineage: Eukaryota; Metazoa; Chordata; Mammalia; Carnivora; Felidae. The record is from RefSeq and is a predicted model, not a curated record. The transcript has 3 exons.